Messenger RNA from Cucurbita pepo subsp. pepo (vegetable marrow), 2145 nucleotides. RefSeq names its product scarecrow-like protein 1. Lineage: Eukaryota; Viridiplantae; Streptophyta; Magnoliopsida; Cucurbitales; Cucurbitaceae. The record is from RefSeq and is a predicted model, not a curated record.
AUUGAGAUUAAAGAACAAGGCACAAUUCAUCCAUGGCGCCGCCGUCAGCAUUUUGUAGGCAUGACAUGAUAUUUUCAACCAAUUUUUUAGUCAGACAAAUUGGUAAUGCGCCAAACCGAUCCAUCCAUUAACACCAACUAGAAAUUCCAAUUGAACCCUGGAAAUUAUUACCCCCCAAACAGAAGGUGUUGCGAAUUUUCUCUUUCAAUCUCGUAUAUUAAGAGCUUCCAACAGAGGGUGUAAAAUCUAUAUGGUGUAAAACUGGUCUUCCUGAAAAAGCAGAGCUAGGACAAAGAAAACGAUGUCAUUAGUCGGGCCAUCCGAUCCAUCUCCGUUGUCGUAUGGAACUCGCAAACUCUACUCGUUGAAAGGAACCAAGAAUGCUUCCGACUUGUCCACGCAGAUAUUUGGUUCCGAAAAGAAUAGGACGAUGUAUAUGAAUGAUUCGUAUUGCAGUGAGAGCUACGACAAGUAUUUCCUUGACUUCCCGAUCGAAGAGCUAUCGGUUUCUGGCAUUUCUACUGACUCGUUUCAUCCCAACGCUGCUUUGUAUGGGCUAAGGGCUGAUUCUCUAUCCCCUUUGUGUGAUUCGUUUACACGUUUUGAUGCUUAUCAAUCGAACUUAUACUCGGUUUGCCUUGAGAGUACAAGUCCAGAACAGCUGGAUUUUGAGGAUGAUCAAGUGAGACAGAAGUUGCAAGAAUUGGAGAGAGAUCUGCUCGGCGAACCCGAUUCUGCUGAUUACGAGGAUGAGAUGUUUGCAAAUGGCCAAAGCAUGGAUAUUGAUAGCGAAUGGGCGAAUUCAAUUCAAGAUGCAUUGCUUCAUGACUCGCCGAAGGAAUCGACAUCGAUGGAUUCUAAUUUCAGUACCAUCAGUAGCAACAAGGAUGCAUCUCAAAUAUCAUCACAGAAUCCCAGACAGAUACUUAUAGAAUGUGCUUCUGCUAUCUCAGAAGACAACUUUGAAGAAGCAUCAGCUAUGAUAGAACAGCUCCGGGGUAUGGUCUCGGUUCAGGGAGAUCCCUCACAGAGGAUCGCAGCGUAUUUAGUGGAAGGUCUUGCUGCUCGGUUGUUGGAGUCGGGGAAAUGUCUUUAUAAAGCCUUGAGAUGCAAAGAACCCCCUUCCUCGGACCGUCUCGCAGCUAUGCAGAUCCUUUUUGAGGUCUGCCCCUGUUUCAAAUUUGGCUUCAUGGCUGCAAACUGUGCCAUUAUCGAGGCAGCGAAAGAUGAGAAGAGAAUUCACAUAAUCGAUUUCGAUGUAAGCCAAGGAACUCAGUACAUAAAAUUGAUUCAGAUGCUAGCAGCUCAGCCAGGUAAGCCACCACAUUUGAGGCUAACUGGUGUUGAUGACCCUGAAUCGGUACAGCGCCCUGUUGGAGGUCUUAGACACAUUGGACAAAGGCUCGAGCAGCUGGCGAAAGCGCUGCGUGUUCCAUUUGAAUUUCACGCAAUCGCCUCAAAUGCUUUAGAUGUCACUCCCUCAAUGCUCGCCUCCCGGCCUGGAGAAGCACUCAUAGUAAACUUUGCUUUUCUACUUCACCACAUGCCAGAUGAAAGCGUUUCAACCGUAAAUCUACGAGACAGGCUUCUCCGAAUGGUUAAGAGCCUGAAUCCCAAACUAGUAACAGUCGUCGAACAGGACAUGAAUGCAAAUACGACCCCAUUCGUUUCAAGAUUCAUCGAAACGUAUAACUACUACGCAGCUGUGUACGACUCUCUCGAUGUAACACUUCCAAGAGAUAGUCAAGACAGAAUAAAUGUAGAAAGACAAUGCUUGGCGAAGGACAUAGUCAACAUUGUAGCUUGUGAAGGUGAAGAAAGAGUAGAGCGAUACGAAGUCGCUGGGAAAUGGCGGGCAAGAAUGACAAUGGCUGGCUUCACUUCGUGUUCGAUGAGCGAAAAGGUGACCGACCCGAUACGUAAGCUUAUUAUGGAAGAGUAUUGCGAGAGAUUCAAGAUGUAUGAGGAAAUGGGUACACUCCAUUUUGGAUGGGAAGAGAAAAGCUUGAUAGUUACUUCAGCAUGGAGGUAACUUAGAGUGUAUGACAUUAGUUGUUGUAUCUGUUUUGCUUCAAUGCUUGUGUGUGUAUGUGUUUGGUUCCUAGUUAUCUAACAUUAGAUAAAGCUUACAGGUUACCUGCUCUA